This is a messenger RNA of Syngnathoides biaculeatus (alligator pipefish), 4979 nucleotides long. RefSeq names its product galactose-3-O-sulfotransferase 4 (gene gal3st4). Gene Ontology annotation, biological process: glycolipid biosynthetic process. Gene Ontology annotation, molecular function: galactosylceramide sulfotransferase activity. The record is from RefSeq and is a predicted model, not a curated record. NCBI's taxonomy places the organism in Eukaryota, Metazoa, Chordata, Actinopteri, Syngnathiformes, Syngnathidae. Gene Ontology annotation, cellular component: membrane.
UCCAAAUCCAAAACACAACACCUGCGACGUCUUCCUGCGGCGAGGCCCGGUCCCGGUCCCGGUUCGCCUCCUUCCCGCAGCGAGAUGUUCCGAGCUCCCGGCGGCUGCACGCGAACAACGCCGCCGCCGAUACCGGUCCGGGGACACAGCGAUGCUUUUCAAACGGAGAGCCAGGAUGCUGCGAGCGCUGGCGUGCGGCCGGCUGGGCCCGCUUUGGAUGUGGAAAGCGCUGCUGCUCUGCGUGGCCGUCGCCUUCGCCGGACAGCUGCUGGGAAUCUUCCUCAGCAAGAGCAGCGUCCACCCGGCCGCCGCCUCCAUCUUCUCGUCCCCUGAGGGCCGGGGGCCGUCUCUGGGCCCCUGCCGCCCGCACACCCACGUCAUGUUCCUCAAGACGCACAAGACUGCCAGCAGCACGGUGCUCAACAUGCUGUACCGCUUCGGGGAGGACCACGGCCUGCGCUUCGCCCUGCCGCCGGGCUACCAGCUGGGCUACCCGCUGCCCUUCAGCGCCCACCGUGUCAAGGGCUACCGGGGCCCCCGCGUGGUGGAGUUCCACGUCAUGGGCAAUCAGAGAUUUCAGAAAGCCGAGGUGGAGAAGGUGAUGCCCGCAGACACAUUCUACUUCUCCAUCGUCAGGGACCCCGCGGCUCUCGCCGAGUCGUCCUUCGCGUACUACAAAGAGGUGGCGCCCGCCUUCCGGAAAGCCAAAAGCUUGGGCGACUUUGCGGAUGACCCCAGCAAGUACUACGACCCCCGCGCCCGCAACAACCACUACGCCCGCAACUUGCUGUGGUUCGACUUCGGCAUGGACCACAACGCCAACUUCUCUGCGGCUCUGGCGCACCGUGGCGAGGUCUUCGUACGCCAGACCUUCAAGUUGGUGCUGUUGUCAGAGUUCUUCGACCAGUCCAUGAUCCUCCUGCGCCACGCCCUGUGUUGGCCUCUGGACUCUGUUGUGUCGUUCAGCCUCAACGCACGGCAGCGCAAGCUGGACGGCAUCAGCGGCGCCGCUCCAAGCGAUGGGCGGGCCGGCAGCAAUCGGGGCGGACGCUCCCCGCCCAAUCUGAUCCUCACUGAGGAGCAGCGGGAGAAGCUGCGCCGGUGGAACGCCUUGGACUGGCACUUGUAUCGAGCCUUCAACCGGACCUUCUGGGAGGAAGCGGAGGCGUUCGGCAAAGAGCGAAUGGAGCGGGAAGUGGCGCUCUUGCGGAGUCGGCGUGAGGCCCUGGCCGGGGCCUGCCUGCGCAACAGCGGCGAGCCCGUAGAGGCCCACCGCAUCCGAGACAAAGCAAUCAGGCCCUUCCAGAGCGGCCCGGCCAAGAUUCUGGGCUACGAACUGCAGCCGGGCCUGGACAACGGCACCGCGGCGGCAUGCCUGAGGCUGAUCCGCCCCGAGAUCCAGUACAAAGACGCGCUGGACGCCAAGCAGUUCCCACGGCCGCAGUCGGCUCGAGCCCCGCCGCAGCCGCAGAGCCCCGGGCUGGCCUCUGACGGCUCGUUUUUCAAACAAGACCCGUCCGGGCCACGGGAGAAGGGACGCCGCCCCGGGGGCAGGACCGGGGAAGAGGGGCCACGGGACCACGACGGCGGUCAGUCAAUGAGCUGGAACCGCAAUGAUUCCGCAGGGAGGACGAGGAAGCGGGAAGCCGUUUGAGCGGAACCCGCUCGGACAAAAAACCUCCCGUUGCACGUCCGUCUUCGGACUUUCGCUUCAAGCCGGAUGCCGGUUGCCGACGUUCGAAAAUGAAAACGACCGACGCGCGAGCGCAGUCUGGGCGCACGAGAAAAUAAACCUCAAAUAGGGCCAAACAAAGUCCUAAAAUUACAACCAGAAAGUUGCAAUGUUGCCAGAAAAAAGAAGAAAAGUUUGCAGAUACGGUCAAAGUCCAACAUGAAGAAAAGUGACCAGGAAAGGGAAUUAAAUUACAGUAUUUAUGCAAACAAGGAAAAGAUUCAUGUUAUGAUGUCGUGUUAUGAGAAGAAUAUUAAGUUUUGAGACAAUGAGGAUGUAGGAUUGUGAGGACAAAAAGCCAAAAGUUACACGAAUUAGGUCACCAGAUCCUAACGUUACCGAAAUCAAAUGUGGCUGUCAAAUUUCAAAACGUGCUUGAGGCAGGCUUUGGCGGUCGUCGUUGAGGCAAAAACCGUUGGCCGAUGCCAUGGAGAAAGACUUCGAGGAAAUUCUGGUCCAUUGUCCGCCGUCUCGGGGGGUGCUGCUGACUUUGACUCAGAACAUUGCGAGUCGGUUGGGAGAAUAGUUCAAUUAAAAAGCCCCGGCCGGGGGUGGAUGAGAUUCACCCAGACUUCGGGGACAGUCCAAUUACGGGAGGGGGGGGAUCACGCUCCUCAGCUUCCCCGGUAAGGUCUGCUGGAGAGGAGGGUCCGCCGGCAAGUCCGAUCCCCGAUUCAGGGGAAGCCGUGUGCUUUUCGUCCAGGCCGCGGAACAGCGGGACCAGGUCUACAACCUCGGCAGGCGUCCGAUCCGGAUGCCUCUCAGACGCGCCCCCCCUCCCCCCGGUGGAGACCCCCUGGGACGAAGGAGGACACGCCGCAGGGAUUCAGUCUCUCGGGUGGCCUGGGAACACUUCGGGAUCGGCCCCGGAAGAGUUGGAUGAAGUGGCUGGGGACGGGGGAGCCCGGCAGUCCCCGAUAAACCUACUGGCCCGGCCCCCCCACCGCCACCCCACCCGACCGACCCAGAUGGACGGAUAAAAUCAUAGUAUUAUAAGAAAAGAUGGUAUUCCAGGAAUAACGUCGUCAUGGCGCAAGAAAAAGACAUUUUUCUCACGAAAGUCCAUCUUUUUCUCGUAAUAUUUGAUGUUUUUUUUUCUUUUCAGUGUGGGGCAGUCCUCUUUUGGAUUCACUUGCAUUCCCGGUCCUGACUUGGGAGUAUGAAAAGUGAAAAGGAACUUGCACAAUGAAGAAAUAUUAGCUGCGGCUUUCAUCUGCAACUUUUACACAUUCGACCCGUUUCUUCAUCAGAUGACGAGAUUACAUUUUGGUUCACUUUCCGUGUCAAGUGCUGCACAUCGACGAACGCAAGCAGCCUUUUUCAUGAUUUCAAUCGAUAUUAUUUCAUCGAUGUUUAUUCAUUUGCAUUUGUUUGAUACAAAUGAAGGCCUUCUCGCUAAUAAUAAUAAUAAUAAUAAUAUUAAUCGUACUCUGCCCCCACUGUCGGAGGAGUACUUGGCCGCCGGAGAUGCCAAAUCAUGUGACGGUCAUCUUUUUUUUUGUUUUUGUUUUUUCAGAGCCCAACAAUGCGUCCAUUCAUAAUUUGUCAGCGGACUCGACAAUGACCUUGGUGUUCACGUCCGUGAAAUAAAGACGUCACAACAACAGAGUGCCGGGCUAACUUUUUCAGUUCUACUACAUCAAGAAAAACGCAACAAACGUGGAUUUCACUUCCACGUACGCGGCUCCAGGUGUCACUCACUAGGCCACGCCUCUUCAAGGCGCACCCAGUACACCAAUGACGUACCUUACAAAGCCAUUUUAUUUAUUUUCAUCUUCUUAUUUUGAUUUUUUUUUUUUUUUCCCCAUAUAGUACAGUGGUAUUAAAUUAUGCUGAAAGUGUGGUACAAAAAGUCUAAAAUUGUGAAAAAUAGUUGACAAAUGAAGUGGUAAAAUUACAGUGAAUUACUUGCAACGUCAGGAGAAAAAAAAGUAUCGAGUACAACUGUACUGGUCGAAGUAGUCACAUAGGUGUAAUAUCAUCCAAAAAUAUUCCAGAUGAGAAACAUGAAUUGCAUUACAACAAUGAAGUCAUUAUAUUCCAAGAAAAGAAAUUGCUGCAAUAAAAUUGAAUACAAAUUCUAUUUAAAAACUUGUCCUAUUGUUACAGUAGUGCCUCAAUCUAUUUUUUUUGCAGUAUUUCAUAUAUUGUAUUGAAAAAAAGAAAAACAUUUUGAUGAUUUGCAAUUUGGGUGCGUAGCUGCCAGUUUUGAGCAAUCAGCUCGUGGAGAUGCAGAAGGUUCUGAGACGAUCGAUUUGAUUCAAACGCCAUCCAAAUCAUCAAUUAACCACUGUUUAUUUUAUUUAUAUUUUUUUAAAAAUAUCAGCAAAUGGUUGACAGCUGGGAAGUAGGUGCAAACAAUUUUGGUUUGUUUGUCUGCCGUGCAACAUUUAGCAAAACUCAUGUUGACCAAUGCAUGUCACACGAUGGGACCGCUUAAGGUAAGUCCCACCUUCUGCCACAGAAAAUAUUACAUUAAUAUCAAUACAAUUAUAAAUGUAUUCUUCCACCCCCCCCCCACGCACACACACACACACACGCACACAAAAGAGUUUUGACAAAAAUAUAUAUAUAUAUAUCUACAUUCUGCCCCCGGCACCCAUAACCUGCAGGGCAUUGCUGGAAAUUCAGCUACUGCUGGUUGAAGAAAAAGAAGAGGAAUGCGCAGAGCCUACAAGUGAGUGGAGGGACUUUGACUUGAAAGUCAAGAUUUUGCUUCUCCAGCUUUAUUUUGGGUGGGUUACAAUUGCAUAUUUGUAAUCAUACCGAUAUUGUAAAAUUCCCCUUUCACCUCCCUCCAAAUAAUAUUCCAUCUUUAUUUUCAUACUUAAACCCUGGUCAUAAAAUUACAACUGUCAAAAAAAAAAUGCUCAAAUUAUGAUUUAAGUGUCAAAAUAAAUGUCAUUAUUUUGGAUGUGAUUUUCAUUGCUUGGAGUUGUUUUGAAACCCGAAAUCAAGGCCGAGUCGCAUACUUGGUUGGAUUUUUGACAACAACAGAAAAAUUCCUCAGGAAAAUGACUAUUAUUUUUGUAAUAUUACAUCUUAUUUUCCAAUAAAAAACAAAUUGAGGUGAAAUUUUUUUUCUCUCUCUGAUAGUUUCAUCUGGGGGUGGGGGGUUACACAUCAUUUUGAAACGUAUAUUUAAUGCAAAAAAUAAGACACGUUUCCCUGCUGUGGGGACCCGCAAACAAUGCAUUUUUGUUGUCUAUUUAAAGAGUUAAUUUGAGUUUCCGUCGUUUUUUUUUUU